Arabis nemorensis is the source of this 591-nucleotide messenger RNA. NCBI's taxonomy places the organism in Eukaryota, Viridiplantae, Streptophyta, Magnoliopsida, Brassicales, Brassicaceae. The record is from the annotation of a GenBank genome assembly.
AUGAGAUCUCCGGGAAAGUCGAUGUCACCUCCGAGGGAGAAAUCCUUACCUCCGACGACGGAUACUUCAAUGGCGAUAGUGACUUUCGACAAGUCCACUACUCAAUUCUCUUCUUCUCCAUCGCCUCCACACUCGCUUAAUCAUUCCAGUGAAUCUGAGGAAGACGAGAAACGUAAACCCAAGAAUCCGGUUAAAGCUGAGGAAACUCCAUCUCCGAUUGUUGUGAGCGCGCGUGUGGGUUCCGGUAGAAGAAGCAGUGGUCAACGAUCAGGAGCUGUUUUAGCUAUUUUGAGAAGGUCUAAGAGGGAAGAGGUAGUAAAGUUUUCAGCUUUAGGGUUUCGGCUAAGUGAGCUUGUUCUUGCCUUGAUUUCUUUCUCUAUCAUGGCUGCUGAUAAAACACAAGGUUGGAGUGGUGAUUCUUUCGACCGUUACAAGGAGUACAGGUUUUGUCUGUCCGUGAACGUGGUAGCUUUUGUAUAUUCUAGUUUUCAAGCAUGUGACUUAGCUUACCAUCUUGUCAAAGAGAAGCACUUGAUCAGCCACCACCUUCGACCUCUCUUUGAGUUCAUCAUGGAUCAGGCAAGUCAUUAA